AUGGCAGACUGCAAAGCUGGGGAGCCUGAUGUUGCAACACAGCAAUGGUUCUUGCGAGACAGGAAGCUGGACGUGGAGGAAGCUGAGGAGAAGCUGACGCGCAUGAUGGAGUGGCGGCGCGACUUCAUGCCGGCUCCCCUGACAGAUGCUGACGUGGCGGAGGAAGCUGCCACAGGCAAAGCAUUCCUGCACAGCCACACCGACGUCAAUGGACGCCCGGUCAUUGUUGUGCGCGCGGCCCGCCACAUCACCGGUGCGCGGCCGCUGGAUGAGAGCAAGAGGCUGUGCGCGUACCUGCUGGAGAAGGGGAUUGCGUCGAUGCCAGAGGGGACCGAAACCCUGCUGGGCAUCUUUGACCUGCGCGGCUUCGGCCACCGGAACGCCGACUUCGGCUUCGUCCGCUUUCUGGUGGAUGUCUUCUUCCUGUACUAUCCCAAGCGGCUGGGGCAGGUCCUGAUGCUCGACGCCCCUUGGGGUUUUGCCCCCGGCUGGGAAGUGGUCAAACCCUGGCUCAAGAAGUACGCCGCCCUCGUGAGAUUUGUGUCCAGGGAGGAACUUCGCAAAGAGUUCUUCACCCCAGAAACCUGCCCGGAAGAAUUCAAAUGA
This is a messenger RNA of Coccomyxa subellipsoidea C-169, 606 nucleotides long. RefSeq names its product CRAL/TRIO domain-containing protein. The transcript is spliced from 4 exons. The record is from RefSeq and is a predicted model, not a curated record. NCBI's taxonomy places the organism in Eukaryota, Viridiplantae, Chlorophyta, Trebouxiophyceae, Coccomyxaceae. The coding region runs from base 1 to 606 and encodes 201 amino acids.